Messenger RNA from Merops nubicus (carmine bee-eater), 519 nucleotides. RefSeq names its product rhabdoid tumor deletion region protein 1-like. NCBI's taxonomy places the organism in Eukaryota, Metazoa, Chordata, Aves, Coraciiformes, Meropidae. The transcript is spliced from 4 exons. The record is from RefSeq and is a predicted model, not a curated record. The coding region runs from base 1 to 519 and encodes 172 amino acids.
AUGGCACAUGCUCGUAUCUCAGCCAACCUGCCCCCUGAUAUAGAUCCCACAAAAGCUCCUCUGGCAUUUGGAAGGAGGGCCCUUCCUAAACUGAAUGAGGAGUUAUGUUCUCCUGAGCUGCUGACUCAGCAGCGGGCAUUGAUGGCGCUUUGUGAUCUGGUCCAUGACCCAGAAAAUGUCUACCAGGCAGUAGAAGUAGGAUUCGUGGAUAACCUGAAGACUUUGCUGCUACAUCACGACAGUACUGUGCGACAAAAAACAACACAAGUGCUCUGUAUAAUGGCUAUGCAUAAUGUUGGCAGGCAAGCAUUGAUACAAAAUGGAGUGAUUUCUGCCCUCACUGAGCUCUUGGAUGAUCCAGUAGAUACCUGUCGGAAGAACACGCAUCAGAUCCUGGAAAUGACAGCAAAAUUACCUGAAGUCCUCACAAGCACUGGUGUAGGAGGCAGCGAAGGAGCAAGUAAGGGCACCAUCCAUUACACUGCAUAUUCCACAGAUUAUGGAUUAAUGUCUCUUUGA